Molecule: messenger RNA, 621 nt
Organism: Trypanosoma cruzi
Lineage: Eukaryota; Euglenozoa; Kinetoplastea; Trypanosomatida; Trypanosomatidae
Exons: 1
Coding region: 1-621 (206 amino acids)
Cellular component (GO): Golgi apparatus
Source: RefSeq, a predicted model, not a curated record
AUGAUGCCUAAUGUCCCCCCGCAGAGGAGCAACAUGGCGUUUGUGGAUGGCACCGCAGACGCCGUUGAGGUGGGCGUCAAUGUGCCUGUGGGCACCGCAGUUCCCUCCUCACUCAUUGGCAAGUUGCAGUAUUACUACACAUACGCAGUGAAUGGAGGACGACGGCAACUGGCGAUGGUGCGUCCGUGGAAGGAGUUUUUUGAUCGGGAGUGUUUUUUGCCUCCGUCAGGCCUCAGCGAGUCUCUCAGCCGCCUCAACCGCAAUAUCAAUCACUACUAUCAUAACUACAUGAUCAUGGCAAUGUUGUGCUCGUCGUAUGUGCUGCUUCUGAACCCAGCGUUCUCUCUGUGCGUUGCUCUUACCUUGGCCAUGUGGUGGUUUGUGGGUACAAAGCGGGUGGAGGCACUGGAGACGAACAGCAACCACUUCAUUGUAUUAAACCGCAAGAUAACAUUCUCACAGGCAUAUCUGUUUAUUGCAAUCUUUGCUGGUAUUUCCUUUUUUAUCACAAACGGUAGUUCAGUGGUGUUUUGGUUGGUUCUGUCUUCUGUAGGUGUUGUUGUGGUACAUGCAGUCUUGCGCAAACCACAGAUAGAGGAGCAACCCUUCUCCUUUGUUUAA